AUGGAUGUUGUUGCGAGCUCUUAUCUUUUGCCGCUGGGUGUGACGGCUUAUACCUAUUUCAGUGGGUUGAAGGCGACGUUUUUGACGGACUACAUGCAUACGUUCAUCUUUAUGAUCAUCGUCUGCUGUUUCACGAUCAAGGUCAUUACUGUCAACGAGAUUGGGUCCCUGGGUGCGCUUUACGAUGCAGUGCUUAGGGCUGACGCUGUGAAUGCCGUACCGGGGAACUAUCAGGGAUCCCACCUAACCAUGCGCAGCGAGCAGUGUUUAUUCUUCGGCAUAUUGCACGUAACAGGCAACGUCGGAGCCGUGAUAAUGGACACUGGAUUUUGGCAGAAGGGGUUCUCCGCUGACUUUGCCGCCGCGGUAGCGGGGUACGUCCUUGGAGGCAUGGGCGUUCGGGACGAUAGUCGGUCUUGGAGGGUUAGCGCUGCAAAAUUCACCAUCUUGGCCGACGUUCCCGAACCCCAUGACAUCCUCUGA
This is a messenger RNA of Aspergillus puulaauensis, 483 nucleotides long. RefSeq lists its product as uncharacterized. Gene Ontology annotation, molecular function: urea transmembrane transporter activity. The transcript has a single exon. Gene Ontology annotation, biological process: urea transmembrane transport. Lineage: Eukaryota; Fungi; Ascomycota; Eurotiomycetes; Eurotiales; Aspergillaceae. The record is from RefSeq and is a predicted model, not a curated record. Bases 1 to 483 code for a protein of 160 amino acids. Gene Ontology annotation, cellular component: plasma membrane.